Molecule: messenger RNA, 330 nt
Organism: Colletotrichum navitas
Lineage: Eukaryota; Fungi; Ascomycota; Sordariomycetes; Glomerellales; Glomerellaceae
Exons: 3
Coding region: 1-330 (109 amino acids)
Source: RefSeq, a predicted model, not a curated record
AUGCGCCGCCUCACGAUCGAUAAGAAGAACGCAGAGGUUGACACCAUGUCUGACAUGAACGAGAACGAGGACGGCCAGGCAAACGACGGCAAGACGAAGAUGGUCUUUAAUCUUCCCUGUCCCAUGGCGUUUAACGUCCUCAUGGGUUUAGGGUUAGGGUUAGGCAUGCCCGCUCCGUUACGCCGAGGCAGAAGGAGCUUCCCACUGGCAGCCUUUUCUCUUCACCAUCAUAAGUCUCCGCCGCGGCAACCAGGCCAGUCCAACUCUAAGCUUCAGCUACGGUUGAGGCAAGGUAUGCACGUUACUGCCUCCACAUCUUACCCAUCGUGA